UCCCUGGCUGGGUUCUCGCCAGGAUGCGAGCAGUUGCUAGGCUGAGGGUCGGGCCGCCGCGGCUGCAGCAGCAGAAGGUUCCGCGCCUCAGCCCUUAGCGGAGCGAGCCGCCGCUUCUCCCGGCCGCCCGGCGGGCUCCCCUGCCAGCAGCAUGAACACCAUCAAGAACGUGCCGGCCCGCGUGCUGAGCCGCCGGCCCGGGCACAGCCUGGAGGCGGAGCGGGAGCAGUUUGACAAGACCCAGGCUAUGAGCAUCAGCAAAGCCAUCAACACACAAGAAGCGCCAGUGAAAGAGAAACAUGCCCGCAGAAUUAUCUUGGGAACUCACCAUGAGAAAGGAGCAUUUACUUUCUGGUCCUACGCUAUUGGCCUCCCCCUGCCCAGCAGCUCCAUCCUCAGCUGGAAGUUCUGCCACGUUCUGCACAAAGUCCUGAGAGACGGCCAUCCCAAUGUUCUUCAAGACUGUCAAAGGUAUCGGAGUAAUAUCCGAGAGACAGGAGAUCUGUGGGGGCACUUGCACGACAGAUAUGGGCAGCUUGUGAAUAUUUAUACCAAACUUCUACUCACCAAGAUAUCCUUUCACCUAAAGCAUCCUGACUUUCCCCCAGGCCUAGAAGUGACGGAUGAGGUGCUAGAAAAGGCUGCUGGGACAGAUGUGAAUAACAUCUUUCAGCUCACAGUCGAGAUGUUUGAUUACAUGGACUGUGAACUCAAACUCACAGAGUCAGUUCUCAGACAGCUCAACACCGCCAUGGCCGUGUCUCAGAUGUCGUCUGUUCAGUGCAGGCUGGCUCCUCUCAUCCAGGUGAUCCAGGACUGCAGCCACCUCUAUCACUACACUGUCCAGUUAAUGUUCAAGCUCCACGCCUGUCUGCCAGCUGAUACGCUGCAAGGUCACCGAGACCGGUUCCACGAGCAGUUCCGCAGCCUCAAAAACUUCUUUAAAAGGGCUUCAGACAUGUUGUACUUCAAGCGGCUCAUCCAGAUCCCCAGGCUGCCAGAGAGCCCCCCUAACUUCUUGCGGGCGUCUGCCCUGGCAGAGCACGUGAAACCGGUGGUUGUCAUCCCCGAGGAGGCCCCUGAAGACGAAGAACCAGAAAACUUAAUCGAGAUCAGUACAGCUCCUCCAGUGGAACAGCAGAACGUGUCGGAUAUAUUUGAACAGACCUUCGGCCCCCCCAAUGGUGUUCGGGAUGACAGGGAUCUCCAAAUCGAAAACCUAAAGAAAGAAGUGGACUUGCUUCGGGCUGAGCUAGAGAAAAUUAAACUGGAGGCUCAGCGGUACAUCACGCAGCUCAAGGCCCAGAUCAACAGCCUGGAGGCUGAGCUGGAGGAGCAACGGAAACAAAAGCAGAAAGCGCUGGUGGAUAACGAACAGCUCCGGGAUGAGGUGGAGCGACUGCAGAGGGCACAGCUGGAGAGCAGCCGAACGCAGGGGCUUUAUGUUGAAGCUGAAAAGAAAGCCAGUGCCACGGAAACGCGCUACGCCAAGCUGAAAGAGAAACACAGCGAGCUCAUCAACACGCACGCAGAGCUGCUGCGAAAGAAUGCAGAUACUGCCAAGCAACUAACAGUCACCCAGCAGAGCCAGGAAGAAGUGGCUCGUGUCAAAGAGCAGCUGGCGUUUCAGAUGGAGCAGGUGAAGCGGGAGUCGGAGAUGAAGCUUGAAGACCAGACCUUGCAGAUGGAGCAGCUGAAGAGAGAACUGGAAGCCAAGAAAGAAGAGCUGACCCAGAUUCAGAGUUCGCUCAGCCAUUCCAAGCAGGCUGGCUCCGAGCUCCACUCCCAGGUGGAAGCCCUGCAUGCUGAGAAGGACUCGCUGAGGAAGUCGGUGAGCGAGAAGGAGUGUGAGCUGCUGUCCGUAAAGGGCCUGAUUCAGGAGAAGGAGCUGCUGUUGAACCAGGAGGCAGAGAGGAGUGCUAAAGAAAUCAGGGAGCUGCAGGGGAAACUCAUGGAAAAGAAAAACCAGGAGCAAAGCCUCCAGCAGAAGCUUCUGGAUGACCAGUUUGGUAUGCUCCAGGGGACGGUGAAGGAGGCAGAGAAUAUCAUCCAGGACGCCAUUGCCAAGCUGGACGACCCCUUGCACAUCCGAUGCACCAGCUCUCCAGAUUACCUCAUCAGCCGGGCGCAGGCCGCCCUGGAGUCUGUGAACUCCUUGGAGAACGGGCACGCGCAGUAUAUGACCAACAUGACAGAUGCCACUGGGUUGGUGGCGGCCCUGGCCCAGUUUGCUCACUUGACCGCUGACACCAUCGUGAAUGGCAGUGCCACGUCCCACAUGGCACCCACUGACCAUGCCGACAAAUUAACUGAAACCUGCAGGGACUGUGGGCAUCGGAGUCUGGAGUAUCUGAACGAGCUGAAGGAUAAGCAGUUGCUGAGACAGGCAAACCCGGAGGAUGUGAGGAGAACUCUACAGGGCAUCCUUCAACUGGGCCAGGAGCUGAGACCUAAAAGCUUAGACAUCAAGCAAGAAGAGCUGGGUGAUAUGGUUGAUAAGGAAAUGUCCUCCACCUCAGCAGCUAUUGAAGAUGCUGUCAGAAGGAUAGAGGAGAUGAUGAAUCAGGCCCGAAAUAAAAGCUCUGGCGUUAAACUGGAAGUGAACGAGAGAAUUUUGAACUCCUGCACUGAUCUGAUGAAGGCAAUUAGGCUUCUCGUAAUGACAUCCACCAACCUACAGAAGGAGAUUGUGGAAAGUGGAAGGGGGGCAGCAACGACACAAGAAUUUUAUGCUAAGAACUCCCGUUGGACAGAAGGCUUGAUCUCUGCCUCCAAAGCUGUGGGAUGGGGAGCCACGCAGCUCGUAGAAUCUGCAGACAGAGUGGUCCUGCAUACGGGCAAAUAUGAAGAACUGAUUGUCUGCUCCCAUGAGAUUGCAGCCAGCACAGCCCAGUUGGUGGCUGCAUCCAAGGUGAAAGCCGAUAAGAGCAGCAGGAACCUGGGCAAGCUCCAGGAGUGCUCACGCAACGUCAAUGAAAUGGCGGCCAAUGUUGUGGCUUCCACUAAGUCCGGACAAGAGCAGAUUGAGGACAAAGAUACUAUGGACUUCUCUGGCAUGUCGCUAAUCAAACUGAAGAAGGAAGAAAUGGAGACGCAGGUGAAGGUGCUGGAACUAGAGAAGAAGCUGGAGAAUGAGCGAAUUCAUCUUGGCGAGCUGAGGAAGAAGCAUUACGCUUUGGCUGGAGUGUAUGAAGACCCAGAUGAGGGGGAUGGGAAACCAGGUGUGGCUCCAAAGCGGAGCAUCUUGAAGAAGCCACCACUGGCUCAGAAACCUGCCUUCCCCCUAAAACAGGACUGUGAGCUGGAGCAAAACGACGGUGUUUUUCAGGCCCACAUUGUAAAUUUCUAGGGGGAUACAGAAGUUGAUUCAGCACACAAGGAAGAGGAGGUGUGGGCUGCUGCAUUCGCCUUCCAGCCACAGUACUUCAUCUUGGUGGAGGGGGCUAGGAUUCCUGCCCCUCCUAAUCCUGCUGGGCUUAGACUGUGCAGGCACCACGUUACCCCUCACAGGAAGAGCUCCACGUACCAUGAUGUAGGCAUUCCAAAGCUGUUUUAUCUGUGUUUUAAACAGAUACUAACUGGAUUAACCCAAGAAUUGCCUUCAAGCUGGCAGGCUGCUGUUGUUCGGCUGGUUCUCCUGACUGCCACGUGUGAAGAAUAACAUGACUUUAUACUUCCUUUCUAUCACUAGAACAGCUGGGUUACUGUCGUUUACUAAAGCAAUGCUAACAAUGCCACGUGGCACAUCAGUUCCACAGAAAGCGAUUGGAGCAGCUCUCCUAGGUGAUUGAUUUUUUAUUUAUCAGCAGUAGGAAUCUUAAGUAAAUGUAGGUGUAUCUCACUACUGUAGUGCACAAACUUUAAGGAAAUGUGAAACGUUUUUAAAGUAGGAAGUUGCUCUUUUCUUGCAGCAUUUGGUUUAACAAUGUGGCAGGUUGAGAAAGGGUAACGGAUGUCUCUGCAUGGGUAAGUACUCAAAGGAAGAGGCAUAAUUUAGUUGUAAACUGUCAAUGUUUAAAUGUUUUUAAAGGAAUAGGGCUCAUCCAGGGGAGAACUAGUUAAUAUAUAUGAUGGCAAUAAGGGUGCAAACUUCUUUCUUAUUAAUGGAUCAAGGUCAGGGGAAUAGUUUCACUGUUUAUAGUUAAGAUAAUUAUCAGAAUUAAACAAUCUUGGUGUACAAUAUCCAUGUAAUAAUUAUUGGUAGAAAGUCUGCAGCAAUAAAAAUUUUGGGGAGAUGUUAAUUUAAA
Messenger RNA from Trachemys scripta elegans, 4247 nucleotides. RefSeq names its product huntingtin interacting protein 1 related (gene HIP1R). The transcript is spliced from 32 exons. Lineage: Eukaryota; Metazoa; Chordata; Testudines; Emydidae. Gene Ontology annotation, biological process: clathrin coat assembly; actin filament organization; endocytosis. Gene Ontology annotation, molecular function: actin filament binding; phosphatidylinositol-3,4-bisphosphate binding; clathrin light chain binding. The record is from RefSeq and is a predicted model, not a curated record. Gene Ontology annotation, cellular component: clathrin-coated vesicle; actin cortical patch. The coding region runs from base 152 to 3349 and encodes 1065 amino acids.